ACUUAUUACAACUUGACAAAAACUGCUCAUAUCAGUCGUAAUCUCAAAACCCAAUUUGUAAUCUCCUUCUCUCUCUCCAAGAAAUUUGAUACGUUCUGCUUCAUUUCUGGACAAUUCACUACCGUCGCUUAAACCCGAGAAACAUGGAGAUUUCAGAGUCUACGGUGGAACACCAAGAACAUGAAGCUACUGACAGUUCGGGAGAUGAACAAGCAGGGCCACCGCACGAGGCGUUGUUCCUUGUUUCAGCUUACCUUCCUCUGUUCGAGCUUCUUGCUGUUAGCGGAGUUUGUAGGACACUGAGAGAUGCAGUAAACACAGAUGUCUUACCAUGGCUAAAAAUCAUCGUCAAAGCGCCGUUGAACUUGAGGCUUUCCGAUGAGGUUCUGAUGAAAAUCACAUCCAAGGCUAAUGGUAGGUUGAGAUCUCUGGCUUUGAUGAACUGUGCCAAUAUUACAGAUGAGGGGCUUCAAGGGGUCGUUGAGCAGAAUCCUCUUAUCAACAAGCUCUACGUACCGGGAUGCACCGGUUUAACACCCGACGGAGUCAUUCGAGCUGCCAAAACAUUAUCCGAAAAUCAUCACGGCUUAAAGAGCGUCAUGAUAUACGGCAUCUACAACAUGAACAAACAAUACCUCGAAACGCUUGAGUCGUAUCUCCAGAUAAACCGGUCACAGCAAAAGCAGACAGGAGGAUCACGGCCUCUUCUGUUUCACGAGUACAAGGACUGCCCAACCUCCAGACACGACAACGGUCACGCUGCAAUCGACGUCCAAGUUUGCCCAAAAUGCGACGAGGUUAGGAUGGUUUUCGACUGUCCAAGGAGGACGUGCAGGACAAAGAUAGACAGGCCAAUGACUGAUUGCAGAGGAUGCAACUUUUGCAUUCCGAGGUGCCAAGAGUGCGGCGGGUGCAUCGACAAUUGUGAAGAAAUGGAAGAGGCUGUUUGUGCAGACAUCUUGUGUUCGGAUUGCUGGCUGCAACUUCCCAAAUGUGACUUCUGCAACAAGCCAUACUGUAAGCAACACGCUGGCAACGGAUACCGUCCUCCUGGUUCCACCGGGUUCGUUUGUGAUGUUUGUUAUGCAAAGUUCAUUGUAGAUUUGCACAGCGUUGUUGAAUAAUUUGGUUGUGCCAUGUUUAUUGAACAAUUGGAUGACUUCUGUUCGUCAUUUAAGUUAAUACUGGCAAAAUCUUACGAAAGAAAAGCCGGAUGGAUAUGAAGAAAAACAGGCAGAUUUACAUUAA
This is a messenger RNA of Malus domestica (apple), 1248 nucleotides long. Its product is annotated as F-box protein SKIP28-like. Gene Ontology annotation, cellular component: cytoplasm. Lineage: Eukaryota; Viridiplantae; Streptophyta; Magnoliopsida; Rosales; Rosaceae. Gene Ontology annotation, molecular function: protein binding. The record is from RefSeq and is a predicted model, not a curated record.